Molecule: messenger RNA, 897 nt
Organism: Closterium sp. NIES-65
Lineage: Eukaryota; Viridiplantae; Streptophyta; Zygnematophyceae; Desmidiales; Closteriaceae
Source: the annotation of a GenBank genome assembly
AUGGACGUGGACGUGGUCGUGGACGUGGACGUGGACGUGGACAUGGACGUGGACGUGGACGUGGACGUGGACGUGGACAUGGACGUGGACGUGGACGUGGACAUGGACAUGAACGUGGACGUGGACGUGGACGUGGACAUGGUCGUGGACGUGGACGUGAACGUGGACGUGGACGUGGACGUGGUCGUGGACGUGGACGUGGACGUGGACAUGGUCGUGGACGUGGACAUGGACGUGGAGGACUUGGACGUGGACAUGGACGUAGACGUGGACGUGGACAUGGACGUGGACAUGGACGUGGACGUGGACGUGGAGGACUUGGACGUGGACAUGGACGUGAACGUGGACGUGGACGUGGACGAAGACGUGGUCGUGGACGUGGACGUGGACAUGGACGUGGACGUGGACGUGGACGUGGACGUGGACGUGGACGUGGACAUGUACGUGGACGUGGACGUGGACGUGGACGUGGACGUGGACGACUUGGACGUGGACAUGGACGUGGACGUGGACGUGGACGUCGACGUGGACGUGGAGAACUUGGACGUGGACAUGGACGUGAACGUGGACGUGGACGUGGACGUGGAGGACUUGGACGUGGACGUGGACGUAAACGUGGACGUGGACAUGGACGUGGACGUGGACGUAGACAUGGACGUGGACAUGGACGUAGUCGUGGACAUGGACGUGGACAUGGACGUGGACAUGGACGUGGUCGUGGACGUGGACAUGGACGUGGACGUGGACGUGGACGUGGACAUGGUCGUGGACAUGGACGUGGACGUGGACGUGGACGUCGACGUGGACGUGGCGAUGGACGUGGACAAGGACGUGGACAUGGACGUGGACGUGGACGUGGAGGUGGACGUGACGAGGACGUGGACGACGUGGACGUGA